Messenger RNA from Tetrahymena thermophila SB210, 1125 nucleotides. RefSeq names its product F-box protein. The transcript has 2 exons. NCBI's taxonomy places the organism in Eukaryota, Ciliophora, Oligohymenophorea, Hymenostomatida, Tetrahymenidae. The record is from RefSeq and is a predicted model, not a curated record.
AUGAAGAAAGUUUCUAACUUAAAAACAAAAGAGGAAACAAAAAUUCCUGAGAGUGAUAAAAAAAAGAUUAAUUUGAAGCAAACUUCAAAACCAAGUGCAUCAUCUAAAACAAUCAAUUCGACAGAAGGAAUUGUUCAAAAAUAGAGCAUAAAAACUUUAAAUGCAACUUAAUAAAAGCAGUAGAAAGAAAAGGGAACUGUUGAAAAAGCAAAUAGUUCGUCUAAAGUUCCAUCUUCUACUAAAAUGGAGACGAAAUAAGUAGAUUUAUAGAAACCUAUGAAGAAAGCAAUUGAGAAAAAAGAUAAUAAUAAUAAUAAUGUAAAUUAAACAAUAAAGAAGUCUUUACCUGCAUAUAAAUUGACUAAAGAAGUAUUUAAAAUGGUUAACAAAAAUGUCAUUUAGAUCAUUUUAAGUUUUUUGAAUGCAAAGGAGGCAUUUAAGCUUGCGAUCACUAGCAAAUCAAUGAAUGAAUUAACAAAAUAAGCAUUGUAAAGUACCAUAAGUUAUUUAGAAGAGAAGAAAAAAUAAAUAAAAUUAAUGAACAAUUUGAAUGACGACUAAGUAAACGCAGUAAUUUACUUAAAACAUUUCUAUAUAUUUAAAUCAAAAUCUGGUUGCUACAUUUCAUCUCAUUAUUUUAACAAUCCUGAUUUGAAAGCUCUGAUUUACACUUUAUGGCAAGUAGUAGCUGAAUAAAAAUCUGAAGGUGCUCAGUAUUUUAACAGAGAUCUUAAGGAUGAACAUUACUAUUUUUAAGUAUACCAUAACCUUCAAAAUGCCAAAAAAGAAAAAUUACAUAUUAUAGAAGAGUGUCUUAAAAUAUACACUGAUGAACAUAUUGAUAAUCUACAUCAAUAAUAUUCUUAUAUGAAGACCUACAUAAUUUUAUUCUAAAAAUACUUAAAAGGAAUUAAAUUAUACUCAGAAUAGAAUUUAAACUAUUAGACACUUUCGAACUUAGAAUAAGCCUAUUUCAAAUUUCUUUUUAAUAUUGAUUAAAAUAUUUAUUUCUACAAGUAAAUGCUAAAAUAAAACUAAGAAACAAUUCUUAUUUUUUCAUUUGACUUCUCUAAAGGUUUUAGACCUAAAAAAAUUAAUUCUUUCCCAUCAAAUUUAUUUAGUUGA